UUUAUUUUGACAAGAGAGCAGCACCGGAAGUUACAUGCCACUUUAUGGCUUGAUUGUUUAUGGAGCUUGGACCGAGACGUUGUUGUCCUCUGAGCUUCACAACAUGAGAAGAAAACACACGACAUCAUAAAAAAGGGCCCACAUCAGCCAGACAUGGAUCCAGCCUUCGAGAGGCACUGCUCGGAGCUGGUAGCCCGGGAGAGGAGCGGACACACGGCUGUGGUGGAGGACAACCUCCUGUAUGUGUGGGGAGGUUACAUGUCAAUUGCUGACGAUGAAGUUUUCCUACCCAAUGAUGAAAUCUGGGUAUAUGACUUGGAACGAGGUGUAUGGAAAGUGUUUCACAUGACUGGGGAGGUCCCUCCUUCUAUGUCUGGGACCUGCGGCAGCUCCCUGAACGGACACAUGUACAUAUUUGGAGGUUGUGAUGACAACGGACAGACCAGUCAGAUCUAUUGUGUCAACCUGACAGACGGCAAAUACAUGUGGAGGAAGAUCUUACACGAAAGCGGUUCUGCUCCCUCGCCUCGAGACAAACUGACCUGUUGGGUUUACAAUGGAAGGCUCGUUUACUUUGGAGGAUAUGGUCACAAACUACUGACUGAUGUUGACACCAGGAACAGAAGCUUCAUUGUAGAUGAAGCAUCAUGGGUAGAAGACGUCUUCUGGGGAUGGAACAAUGAGGUUCAUGUCUUUGACCCUGUGCAUGAAGGUUGGAGAGAACCAAAGACCCAUGGUCGUCCUCCCGCCCCCAGAGCCGCCCACGCCAGUGCCACAGUUGGAUGUAGAGGAUACAUUUGUGGAGGCAGAGUCAUGGAAACCAGGACGAGUGACAUCCACUGCCUGGACCUCAACUCAUGGACAUGGUCAGAAAUAAUCCCGGUGUCGUCCUCUCCUGUGGGCAGAUCGUGGCAUACACUCACAGCAGUAUCGGACGGGUCCUUGUUCCUGUUUGGAGGCCUCAGUGUAGACUGCAAACCAAUGAGUGAUGGGUGGUUGCUUGAUGUUGAAACAAAGAAAUGGAGAGAAAUUGAGCAUCCUUUUAAGAAUAAACCAAGGUUGUGGCACACAGCUUGUCCAGGCAAAGACUCUGAUGUGAUUGUGUUCGGUGGAAGUUGUGACUACAUCCUCCUUGUCGACACUGGUCACUGCAACGAUGCACUUGUCUUCCAGAUGCAGCCUCAUCCUCUGUUCCGGAUUUGUGAGGAUUACAUUGCAAAGAAUGUGAAGAACUAUGAAGUGCUCAGAAGUCAGCUUCAUCUCCUGCCUCCCAAACUACUGACAGCCGUUCAGAGGAGGAUGUCUUUCUACAGACCAUCAAAGAAACAGAAUUAUUAGUUAAAGGAAAGUCUUUAUUGCCAAAAAACAAUACGUACUGUACUCCCUUCAGUGUGAAAAUCUCAGUCACGCAGUUGGGUAGCAUAUUUAUUUUUUAACUAUAUUGUGCAAAAUAUUUUAUGGUGUCAUGUUUUAUUUGUGUAUAAAUGCACAUUUCAUUAUGUACAGUCUGCCUGCUGAAAUAUGAAACAAACCUGUUCAUGUGAUGACUGUGAGGAUUAAAUGGGACAUCAAACAGUU
Acanthopagrus latus (yellowfin seabream) is the source of this 1578-nucleotide messenger RNA. Its product is annotated as kelch domain-containing protein 1. Lineage: Eukaryota; Metazoa; Chordata; Actinopteri; Spariformes; Sparidae. Gene Ontology annotation, molecular function: protein binding. The record is from RefSeq and is a predicted model, not a curated record. The coding region runs from base 154 to 1338 and encodes 394 amino acids. The transcript is spliced from 14 exons.